Messenger RNA from Sinocyclocheilus grahami, 1202 nucleotides. Its product is annotated as ubiquitin thioesterase OTUB1-like. The transcript is spliced from 6 exons. Gene Ontology annotation, biological process: negative regulation of double-strand break repair; protein K48-linked deubiquitination. NCBI's taxonomy places the organism in Eukaryota, Metazoa, Chordata, Actinopteri, Cypriniformes, Cyprinidae. The coding region runs from base 252 to 674 and encodes 140 amino acids. Gene Ontology annotation, cellular component: nucleus. The record is from RefSeq and is a predicted model, not a curated record. Gene Ontology annotation, molecular function: cysteine-type deubiquitinase activity; ubiquitin binding.
AUGCACACAUUCAAAUAAGUACACGGUGCAUAUAACCAUUUAGCCUUUAUCUCGGAAACAUUCAAAAUUAUUUAAUGCUUUUUUGGGAGAAAACCGAACUCAAUUCAACCCAUUCAGACAGGCAACCAUUGUAACACAUGUAAAACAAUUGUACGAUCGAGAAAUUCAGGUAAAGAAUCUCAGCCGGAAGUGGGUUGAUCUCCAGCGGUUCCAAUCAAUCAGGUGACCGGAAAUGACUGUUCAGCAGGAACAUGGCGGAGGAGCAACAGCAGGAGAUCUCUCAAAAAGAGACUGAUGGGCUGAAUUGUCUUGCACAUGAUGAAGCUAUUAUUGCACAGCAAGAUAAAAUUCAACAAGAGAUAUCGACCAGUAUUCCUCUGGUGUCAGAAAGACAGGAAUUUUCUGUCCUUAAGCGAGAGUAUGCUGACGAUGACACCAUUUACCAGCAGAAGAUAAGAGACUUGCAGAAGAAGUACUCAUCUAUACGCAAAACACGGCCAGAUGGGAACUGCUUCUACAGAGCCUUUGGUUUCUCACAUCUGGAGUCUUUACUUGAAAACAGCAAAGAAUUACAUAGGUUCAAGGCUAUAGCUGCCAAGAGUAAACUGGAUCUUGUGAGCCAAGGUUUCACAGAAUUCACCAUUGAAGAUUUUCACAACACAGUAAGUCUUUAGAUGAGUGUGAACUAAUGUUUCUGGCAUGUUUUACAUUUGGCAACGAUUCUUUUAACGCUUACUGAUGCAGCGUGUAGCGUUUCAUUUCAGAAGAUGUACCCAUAUCCAUAUUCCAGGAUGACAAUGACAAGAUUCAUUGGGCUCAAAUUGUGAAAUAGUGGUUCAGCGAGCAUGAGGAAUCAUUUUCACACAUGAAUUGGUCACCAUAGAGUCUUGGCCUUAACCCCACUGAAAGUCUUUGGGAUGUGAUGGAGACAGCUUUAAAGAAGGGUUUGAGUCUCCCAUCGUCAAUACAAGAUCUUGGCCAAAAAUUAAUGCAACUCUUGAUGGAAUUAAUUGUUGUGAUGUCGCAUAAUGUUGUUGAAACAAUGCCACAACGAAAGCACAUCCCAAAGACUUCAAAUAGGGUUUAGGUCAGGACUCUGUGAUGGCCAAUCUUUCACAACUUGAGCCUAAUGAAUUUUGUCAUUGUCAUCCUGGAAUAUGUACAUGGGUACUUCUUCCGACAUAGUUGUUUAAGUAAUAAAA